AUUCAUCUUUCCAUCCAAAGAUACCAAUUGCGAAAUGAAAAUGAGAUCCAUGGAGGAAAUAAUUGCCCAUUUCCAUCACACCAUGAACUCCACUGAGAUGACUGUUGUCCGGGCUCAGCUUGCAAAUCUGGAAAGCAUUCGCCGACAAUUUAGAGCUAUAUGGUUCACUGAUGCCAUACGCUUCAUUCAGUCAAAACAUUUUCAGGAGGUAGCACUGGAGUUUUGGUUGCAUGAAAAUUGGUUAGUGUCGUUGGGAUUGUUGGUUGAGGAUGAUAACCAGCUCCCAGGCAUGAGCCUUCAGCUGCUCAAAGAACACACUGCCGCGGAUGAGCAGAUGUUGAGAACGCCUUUCAAAGUGGUUAGAGAUGAACAUAGGAUGAAAGUGAUAAGUUUGUUCCUUCCGCGGUUGGUUGGAAACAUUGGAGUUGAAGCAUCUCACUGGUUGAAAUUGCAAGAUGAGGAAGAGAGAUUCGCCCACUGCUGCCUCAUGCUACAAAAGUACAUUCAGAUCGCUAGCCAAGGGGGACUGUUAUGGGAGGACUUAAUAAGCAGUGAAAGUGUGGGCACACAACUUUUGGGGAAAAAUGAUAAGCUGAGGAACAGGACAGUGGCUGAAGAUUUGGUGAUUGGGAGCUUUAAACCGGUAUCUAUUGUCAUAUGGAAUGUUAGAAACGCCCAAAGAGAUCAUUUUGCAAAUGCAGUAAUGGACUUACGUGCUAGGAAUUUGGCGGACGUUAUUUUUCUAUUUAAUUCACGGCUCACAUCUAAUGGUGCAGUGCAAGGGAUCUUAGAGACACUUCCAUAUGACACACAGUAUUCAACAACGGAACAAGAUCUAAGAGGCGGAUCAAUUGUUAUGUGGAACGGUAGUCAGGUAAAUUUACUUUGUGAAGGAUGGAAGUAUGCAGGAGAAGUUAACAGCUGGGUUUCCGUUGUCAGUCAGCUUGAAGACGGGACUUGGUGAAAGGGAAAUGCACAAACUGCUGCACAUUGCUUAUGUAUUGCUGCAACUACUUGUUUCUCUGUUUAGAUUGUGCUAAAUUUAACAUAAGGUAGGUUUAUCAGUUAGUUUAGGUGUUUCCCUUAACUUCAGUACUAAGAAUUAAUGUUUAAAUGGUU
Messenger RNA from Rubroshorea leprosula, 1119 nucleotides. The record is from the annotation of a GenBank genome assembly. Lineage: Eukaryota; Viridiplantae; Streptophyta; Magnoliopsida; Malvales; Dipterocarpaceae.